AAUCGUGAAUUUGUCGCUCCAAGAGUUAGGUUAGGUUUUGAAAAUGUAAACAUAAGAGAAAUCUGCGUGUUUUGCAUCUUACGAGUUACGAGUUGCGAUUGCCAGACGCCAACUUUGUUGUCUGUCUCCACUCCAUUUUUAAUUUAUUACGUAGUUGUUGUUUAAUAUUUUUUACAUACUAAAGUGACAGAUAUUUAUGUUCUCGUGACUAUUGUUUCUAUAAGGCAAAAGACAAAACUUAGCGAUCCGCUCAAAGCCGCAAACACGUUUAGAAAUAUCAGCCAGACAACAAAUUAAAUAUCAGCAUUAAAUUAGCUAACAGCUAAAUCAUUUACAGAUUGAAUGGCUGUUAGUAUAAUUAAGAGAAACUAACUUGGAUAUUAUUCAGCAUGGAACAAUUUAGAAAGUCUAAAAAUGAUUCUGAAGUAAAUUCUAAGUAUGAUAGUAAUAUGCACAGUAUAAUGCACAGUUCUAGAGUGCUGAAGCCACUUAUUAAAUAUGACAAUCAAGUGUUCAUUAGUGUUGUUAAACAAGAAUUUAUUGAUGAUACUGAUCAUAAUGAUGUUAAUCAAUUUUUACAAAUGGGAGCCAAAUGCGAAUUUGAAGGAGAAAUAAUCACAACCGAUACUGUAAUAAAAAUCGAAAAAGAUUUGAACGACGAUUAUGUGUUGGAAGGGUCAGUUAAAAACGAAUGCCAUUCGUCGGAACUGAUUGUUCAAAUUAAUUCAGAAGAGACAACGCAUUUAAGGCAAACAUUAUCAAAUUCUGAUACAUUAUUUAACUCAAAAAGACUCCUUUCAAGACCUUCAACGAUUCAUACCAGCCAAAUAAAAAAAAGGUUUAUUUGUGACAAUUGUGAAGAGAUACAUUAUAGUAAAUCUGAUUUGAUUACACACAUAUUGCGUUGUACAGGAAGAAAGGUACAUAAUAAAUCUGGUAUAUGUGAUAAAGAGUUUUCUCAAGCAAGAGAUUUAAAAAGGCAUAAAAUGAUAUAUACAGGAGAUAAGGCACAUAAACGUGAUAUCUGUGAUAAAAGGUUUUCUUCACUAGUUCAUAUAAAAGACCAUAUGAGAACACAUACAGGAGAUAAGCCUUUUGAAUGUAAUAUCUGCAAUAAAAGAUUUUCUCAAGCAAGAUAUUUAAAAAGGCAUAAAAUGAUCCAUACAAGAGAUAAGGCACAUAAAUGUGAUAUCUGUAAUAAAAGGUUUUUUCAAGCAGGAGAUUUAAAUACUCAUAAAAGGACACAUACAGGAGAUAAGCCUUUUAAAUGUGAUAUCUGUAAUAAAAGAUUUUCUCAAUCAGGAAAUUUAAAAACGCAUAAAAUUAUACAUACAGGAGAUAAGCCUUUUGAAUGUGAUAUCUGCAAUAAAAGAUUUUUUCAAGCAGGAGAUUUAAAAACGCAUAAAAUGAUACAUACAGGAGAAAAACCUUUUAAAUGUGAUAGCUGCAAUAAAGAAUUUACUGUAGCAGGAAAUUUAAAAAUCCAUAAAAGGACACAUACAAGAGAUAAGCCUUAUAAAUGUGAUAGCUGCAAUCAAGGGUUUUCUCAAGCAGCACAUUUAAGAAGACAUAAGAGGACACAUACAGGAGAUAAGCCUUUUGAAUGUGAUAUCUGCAAUAAAAGAUUUUCUGAAGCAGGAAAUUUAAAAAGGCAUAAAAUGAUCCAUACAGGAGAUAAGCCACAUAAAUGUGAUAUCUGAAAUAGAAGGUUUUUUCAGUAUCAAGUUUAAAAACCAUACAAGAAAACAUACCAUUAAAAGGCUUUAAAAAUGCACUUUUUCUGUCAGGUUCAGGUAAUACCAUAAACUACUCAUUUUUAUUUAUGUAUUUUUAUAAAAAAAAACUGUAAUUACGAUCAUCACUAUACUUUUAAAUCAUUAACCUAUGUAUAUUUAUGUUCAUCUGCCAAUUUACAAUUAUAUUGCAUUUUUCUCUCCACUAACUGCUAUUAUACUACU
Molecule: messenger RNA, 1958 nt
Organism: Acyrthosiphon pisum (pea aphid)
Lineage: Eukaryota; Metazoa; Arthropoda; Insecta; Hemiptera; Aphididae
Product: zinc finger protein 664-like
Exons: 4
Coding region: 390-1700 (436 amino acids)
Biological process (GO): regulation of transcription by RNA polymerase II
Cellular component (GO): transcription regulator complex; chromatin; PcG protein complex
Molecular function (GO): RNA polymerase II cis-regulatory region sequence-specific DNA binding; DNA-binding transcription factor activity, RNA polymerase II-specific
Source: RefSeq, a predicted model, not a curated record